AAUCAGUGUGCGGCUCUGGUCUUCCCGCGGUGGAGCAUGAAAGGCAAAUGGAAAGGCUUUUUCCUGGUUGGCAGAAGAAAGUGGAAAAGAAUUGGACAUCUGCACAGUCGAACAUACAGCCGCAUACAGAAGACCUACAUACCAAGCAGAAACAAUUCACCAACACAACUGUGUAUCAAGACUUUCUGAGUGCGAUAAGAGGCAGAGAUUGGCAUCCAGGCCUUAAAGAGGAAAAUUUCCUGAAACCUUCCUGGUCACCCAAUAUCUUGACCAAGAUGAAUCCACUGCAAAGUGGGAGGCAUAAGUUGAGAUCUUCAUCCCCCCUAAAAUCAGCAUGCAAGGAUAAUAAGAGCAGAGAUUCUGUGGCAGCUGGGCUAUAUUCUAUGGAGUGCAGACCGUCAGACACACUACAAAAUUGUGUCUCCCAAUAUAACAUCAACAAAUAUCGGUCAUUUAUGAGAGACUGCAACAACACUUAUAAAGACACAGAGAGAGAAAUGUCUUCACAUCUACCAUUCUGUGAACACGUCAGUCAAUCUGGAUUCUUCAUAGAUGACAAUAGCAUUGAUUAUUGUAAUGAAAUGUUACAUAAACACAGCCAAGCAAAUAUUUUGGGGGACACCAAAGUGAGCAAUGCAGGUUGCAUAUCAAACAUAAGCAGAAGAAAUGAACAGACAGAGGGCCAUUCUUACCGUAAAUCUAUCAGAAAGAUAAGCCUCCAAGAAGAGCAACAUCUCAAACAGCACAUCUGUGAUACAGACCAAGAAAGAAAAACAGAAACAAGGAUACAUGAGGAUUACUCACUGCUGUCAUCUAAGACCUACAAAACAGAAGCUGAACCAGUGAAGUCAUCCCAAUCAGAUCAAAGUGAACACAGUUUGGGCUUAAGUAACACGCCAAGCAGUUACUCCUCAAGAAUGAAGAAGACAAAAUUCAUUAAAACUGAGAAAAAGAGAGGAUGUCAAGGAAAUGAAGAUGAAACAAUGCUAUAUCCAACUGUCCAUAAUGGCACACAGAAUGACUCAGGCGUUGAUGAUGUCUCAUCUUCUGUAAAAAGAGCAGAUGAAAUCCAUUCAAAGAGUAGAGUAAAACAGAAGACUGCCAAAGAAGAGUCUGUGAAAAUAGAUGAAAAUGGAGUGCAACUACUGUCUCGGAUAGAAACCAGUGCAAAGCAUGCUAUGGCCAGACUGGUAAAAACAGACCAGUUUGGAAAAAGGAAACACUUUGACUAA
Molecule: messenger RNA, 1232 nt
Organism: Polypterus senegalus (gray bichir)
Lineage: Eukaryota; Metazoa; Chordata; Cladistia; Polypteriformes; Polypteridae
Exons: 6
Coding region: 48-1232 (394 amino acids)
Source: RefSeq, a predicted model, not a curated record